Molecule: messenger RNA, 4880 nt
Organism: Canis lupus familiaris (dog)
Lineage: Eukaryota; Metazoa; Chordata; Mammalia; Carnivora; Canidae
Gene: PGAP1
Product: post-GPI attachment to proteins inositol deacylase 1
Exons: 27
Coding region: 59-2827 (922 amino acids)
Biological process (GO): GPI anchor metabolic process; endoplasmic reticulum to Golgi vesicle-mediated transport
Cellular component (GO): endoplasmic reticulum
Molecular function (GO): phosphatidylinositol deacylase activity
Source: RefSeq, a predicted model, not a curated record
GGGCUUCGCUGGGCGGGCGCGGGCGGGACGGGGGCCCCGCGGCGGCGGCGGCGGCAGGAUGCUCCUUCCCUCGGUCAGUGUCUGGAACCUGGCGUUUUAUGCCUUUAUGAUGUGCCUGGCGAGCCUGGGGCUGUGGGACGUCUUCUUCGGCUUCGAGGAGAACAAGUGCAGCAUGAGCUACAUGUUCGAGUACCCGGAGUAUCAGAAAAUAGAACUGCCAAAGAAACUGGCAAAACGCUAUCCUGCAUAUGAAUUAUAUCUUUAUGGAGAAGGAUCCUAUGCUGAAGAACACAAAAUUCUCCCUUUGACAGGUAUUCCAGUUCUCUUUCUUCCUGGUAACGCUGGAAGUUAUAAGCAAGUUCGUUCUCUUGGUUCUAUUGCACUUAGAAAAGCAGAAGACAUUGACUUCAAGUACCACUUUGACUUCUUUAGUGUGAAUUUCAAUGAAGAACUGGUGGCACUGUAUGGUGGAAGUCUUCAGAAACAAACCAAGUUUGUACAUGAAUGCAUUAAAACAAUUCUCAAACUCUAUAAGGGUCAAGAAUUUGCUCCAAAAAGUGUGGCAAUAAUUGGUCAUUCUAUGGGUGGUCUUGUUGCAAGAGCAUUGCUUACAUUGAAAAAUUUUAAACAAGAUCUGAUAAAUCUUCUUAUUACACAAGCCACCCCUCAUGUUGCUCCUGUGAUGCCAUUAGACCGUUUCAUAACAGAUUUUUAUGUGACUGUAAACAACUAUUGGAUUCUGAAUGCUAGACACAUUAAUUUUACCACGCUUUCUGUAGCUGGAGGAUUCCGGGAUUACCAAGUUCGUUCAGGACUGACUUUUCUACCAAAAUUAAGCCAUCAUACCAGUGCCUUAUCCGUUGUGAGUUCAGCAGUGCCUAAGACGUGGGUCUCAACAGACCACCUCUCCAUUGUGUGGUGUAAACAAUUACAGUUGACUACAAUUCGAGCAUUCUUUGAUCUUAUUGAUGCUGAUACUAAACAAAUAACUCAGAAUCCCAAGAAGAAAUUGUCAGUUUUGAAUCACCACUUUAUAAGACAUCCAGCAAAACACUUUGAGGAAAAUCCAGCAAUAAUUUCUGACUUAACAGGGACAUCUAUGUGGGUUCCAGUAAAAGUAUCCAAAUGGACCUAUGUGGCUUACAAUGAAUCUGAUAAGAUAUAUUUUACAUUUCCUCUUGCAAAUCAUCGGAAAAUCUACACUCAUGUCUAUUGUCAGAGCACCAUGCUGGAUACAAAUAGUUGGAUUUUUGGCUGCAUAAACAGCACUUCUAUGUGCCGGCAAGGAGUUGAUUUAUCAUGGAAAGCUGAACUGCUGCCAACAAUCAAGUCUCUGACGUUAAGACUUCAAGAUUAUCCAUCUUUGUCUCAUCUUGUUGUUUAUGUGCCAUCUGUUCAUGGAAGUAAGUUUGUUAUAGAUUGUGAAUUCUUUAAAAAAGAGACGAGAUCCAUUCAGCUUCCUGUAACUCAUCUUUUUUCCUUUGGACUGUCUUCAAGCAAAGUGAUAUUAAAUACAAGUGGUCUGUUUUAUAAUAUAGAACUCCUAAACUUUGGACAGAUUUACCAGGCUUUUAAAAUCAAUGUAGUAAGCAAGUGCUCAGGAGUCAAAGAAGAAAUAACUAGUAUCUAUAAACUUCAUAUUCCUUGGUCUUAUGAAGAUUCACUAACUAUUGCACAGGUACCAUCUUCCACAGAAAUUUCUCUGAAACUACAUAUUGCUCAACCAGAAAAUGACAGCCAUGUAGCAUUAUUAAAAAUGUAUACAUCUUCAGAUUGUCAGUAUGAAGUGACAGUUAAGACUUCCUUUUCACAAAUACUUGGACAGGUAGUUAGAUUUCAUGGUGGAGCUCUUCCUGCUUAUGUUACAUCUAGUAUCCUUCUUGCUUAUGGGGGGCAGUUAUAUUCUCUUUUCUCAACAGGUCAUUGCUUAGAAUAUACUACUAUGUUGGAUAAAGAAGCCAAACCCUACAAAGUUGAUCCUUUUGUAAUUAUGAUUAAGUUUCUCUUGGGAUAUAAAUGGUUUAAGGAAUUAUGGGAUGUGUUAAUGUUACCAGAAUUAGAUGCCAUCGUUUUAACUAGUCAGAGCAUGUGUUUCCCCCUUGUAUCCUUGAUUCUCUUUCUGUUUGGAACAUGUACUGCCUACUGGGGUGGCCUGCUUUCUUCUACAUCCGUGAGACUGCUUUCUUCAUUGUGGCUAGCUUUGAAAAGGCCCUCUGAACUUCCUAAAGAUAUCAAGAUGAUAUCAGCAGAUUUGCCCUUUUUGACAGUUGUUUUGAUCAUAGUUAGUUGGACAACUUGUGGAGCAUUUGCCAUACUUCUUACUUAUCUUUAUUAUGUGUUUAAGAUUGUUCAUCUGCAAGCCAGCCUAACAACUUACAAAAAUAGCCAGACUAUGAAUCCCAAACACUCUAGAAGAAGUGAAAAAAAAUCAAAUCACCAUAAAGACUCUACAAUACACCACCUUCGUUUAUCUGCCAAUGAUGCUGAAGAUAGUCUUCACAUGCACAAUACUGUGAUUAACUUAUUAACAUGGAUUGUAUUACUCAGCAUGCCAUCUUUAAUUUAUUGGUUAAAAAAUCUCAGGUAUUACUUUAAACUUAAUCCCGAUCCAUGUAAACCUUUGGCAUUUAUCCUUAUUCCAACUAUGGCAAUUCUUGGAAAUACUCAUACUGUUUCAAUAAAAUCCAGUAAAUUGUUGAAGACUACUUCACAAUUUCCACUUCCUCUGGCUGUUGGUGUAAUUGCUUUUGGGUCAGCACACUUAUACAGGGUUCCGUGCUUUGUUUUCAUUCCUCUUUUACUCCAUGCAUUGUGCAACUUUAUGUAAGAUUGGAUUUAAGGAAUGAUAAAAAUAAUUUAUACCUUUAGGGGGUCAGUAAUAAGAAGGAAUGCACAGAUUCAUCAAUGUGGACAGCAGGAUCCUUUGGAGAAGACCAGUCUAUUUUUACAACACUGAAAAUAGGAAAUUAGUUUUAUAAUGCUUGAGAAAGUAGUUUGAAGCAUGAUUUCGUUUUGUGGUAUGGCAACUGCGUACUAGUCAUUUUUGAAAAAUUGGUAAAAACGUAUGGUGGCCAGUUUUUGAGGACUUCUGCUUAUCAGCUGUUCUGCUUGAUUGGCCAUACUAAAGAUCUUCUAAAUACUCAGUAAAUGUAGCAUUGCUUGUAAUCUCAACUCAAGCAUUCUGCUCAUUUCAUCAAACUUUCCUGAAAAGUCGGUUACUUUGUAUUUGCUACAGCAUGCAUAUUAAGAAAACAGUCUUAAAAGAUGAAUGAAAAAGAUGAAAUUCACAACUGUUUGAUUUCUCGAAAAUGAAAUAAUUUCAAAAUGUCUUUGGUCAGUUUUUGGCAGCCACAGUGAAUGAGGCAUUUUUUAAACAAAGAUUAAAAUGCAACUUUUAAUUUUAAGGAGACAUGUUUUCUUGAUAAGAUUGAAAAAUAUAAUUUAAACUCAAAACUUCAUGAAAUUUUCUCUCUCCUUUUCAAAUUCAGAUCUUAUUUUGUAUUCUUGGUGAAUAUCAGGAGACUAUUAAAGAAAUCUUUGUUAAAUUUAAAGAAAAUUGUCCCAGGUAUUUGCUUACUGGCAUUGGAGUAGUACAGUUGUUCGGUAUAGACCAUUUUAUUUAAUUCAUUGACCCAUGGUUGCCAAAAGUGCCUAAGAUCAUGAUGGAUUGUUAAAAUAACAAGAUUCCAGUGGUCAGAAAAAAACUCUAGGUUUGCACAAUUUUUGUCUACCAUAGGAAAAAAUCAGCAUAACCAAGCGGUGUACCACAUUUGAUAUGUAAAAUUAUACUAUUAAUGGAAUAACCAGCCGUUGCCCAUUAAUAGCGUAAGUAUAAACAGUAUACGUAAAUAAAUUGGAAGUUUUAGCCACGAGUUUAACAAUGGCAUCUUAAUUUGCCAAGGUGAUUACCUUGGUUUGACAGAAAAGAGAGUAAUACUUCUAUUUCAUUUCAGACUUCAGCUCACUUUUAGCUACAAAAGAGCAGGUAAUGGCGCUAAGUAUCUUUGCCUUAAGGUAGAAUAAGCUCAGGCAGAGGUAUACUUGGCUCGUAGAGCCCUUCGGAACUUUGGAUGUGUAUGCUCUAAAGACCCAAACCUUUUAAGUAAAGCCCUUAAAUCCCAGUAAUACUUGUGGACUUUUGUCCUCGUUAGUACCCAGGAAUGUCCUAGAGUACCAGAUUCAUUUUAUCAGCGUUGCCUCUGGAUUCCGUUACGGCCUCUCAGCUGUUAACUGCCUGUAGAGGAUUACCCCCACUUCAUUGCCUAUAGAGAGUUACCUCACUUCUCUUCUCAGUUAUUCCUCAGGUCCUUGCUGCUCUGCCAUCAGUCGAAGAGGGUGUCUGUGUACUGUCUGUGAGGGUUAUCAGUUUGUUUGAUUUCAUUGUUUUCUCUUCCAACCUCAUUCCUAUUGUUCAGUAUUUAUAUUUUCACUUAUGGAGAUCAUUAAAGGGAAGUGAUAACCUCAGAGUACACAUGGCUGGCAUUUCAGGCUCUUGUUUGUUUGAGAGAGGCAGCAAAAGGAUAAAAUACAGAAUGCUUGUGUGUUCAGUACCUAAAAGGAAAAGGAGUUUAUUAUACACUUGUCCCAUAGCAAACCACAUGUAUAUUUAAAUAAGGACACGUCUGCUUAUGUUUACCUAUUCAUACACUCAUAAAUAAGUUUAUAUACAUUGUAUUUUUGUGUUUUUCACUGAUACUAUAUUUUAAGUUACAAGUUAAAUAUGUCACGUGACUAUUUCUGAAUUUAAACACAUUUAUAUAAAGAACUUUAGAAAAUUCAUUAGUUUGUAUCUUCUAUUGACAGCCACAAUCAUUGUAUCAUCUAGAGUCUUCUUGUUCAGUCAGUACUGCUCAUGAAUAAAGUGUAACCAGCUUAAAUUU